AUGAGUUUAGCAGAAAGAAAAGGAAAGCAACGGAAACGAUUCCACAGCUGUCCUGUUCGUGAGAAAGCGGAAGUACCGCAGCGGAUCGUGCUCAAUCGAAAAGGUCAUGCUAGGGGAAGUAGGUCACAAGAUCUGACAGGCAGAGAAAGCGUCACCUCCUCCAGAGACCCACCGACGGACGGAUUCCAAUCGUUGUCGCAAUUAUUAUGA
This is a messenger RNA of Necator americanus (New World hookworm), 210 nucleotides long. RefSeq lists its product as uncharacterized. NCBI's taxonomy places the organism in Eukaryota, Metazoa, Nematoda, Chromadorea, Rhabditida, Ancylostomatidae. The coding region runs from base 1 to 210 and encodes 69 amino acids. The transcript has 2 exons. The record is from RefSeq and is a predicted model, not a curated record.